Messenger RNA from Lolium rigidum, 3013 nucleotides. RefSeq names its product dynamin-2A-like. NCBI's taxonomy places the organism in Eukaryota, Viridiplantae, Streptophyta, Magnoliopsida, Poales, Poaceae. The transcript is spliced from 22 exons. The record is from RefSeq and is a predicted model, not a curated record. Gene Ontology annotation, cellular component: cytoplasm; microtubule; membrane. Bases 16 to 2727 code for a protein of 903 amino acids. Gene Ontology annotation, molecular function: GTP binding; microtubule binding; GTPase activity.
GUCCCCAGGCCGACCAUGGAGGCCAUGGAGGAGCUGUCGCAGCUCUCCGAGUCCAUCCGCCAGGCCGCCUCGCUCCUCGCCGACGACGACCCCUCAGACGACUCCGCGCCGCGCCGCCCCUCCACCUUCCUCAACGCCGUCGUCCUCGGCAACGUCGGCGCCGGCAAGUCGGCCGUGCUCAACAGCCUCAUCGGCCACGCCGUGCUGCCGACGGGGGAGAACGGGGCGACCAGGGCGCCCAUCGUGGUGGACCUGCAGCGGGAGCCGGGGCUCAGCACCAAGUCCAUCGUGCUGCAGAUCGACAGCAAGUCGCAGCAGGUGUCCUCAAGUGCUCUGCGACGGUCUCUGCAGGAGAGGCUCAGCAAGGCUGCCACCAGUGGGUCUGGGAGGGGACGCGCAGAGGAGAUUUCCCUCAAGCUGCGAACCAGCACAGCUCCUUCCCUAAAACUGAUUGAUCUACCUGGGUUAGACCAACGAGUCGUGGAUGAUUCAAUGAUAAAUGAUUAUGCCGGACACAAUGAUGCAAUACUGCUAGUUGUGAUACCCGCAGCACAGGCAGCUGAAGUUGCAUCAUCUCGUGCACUUAGGCUGGCGAAGGACAUUGAUUCAGAUGGUUCUAGAACUAUCGGCGUUUUAAGCAAGAUUGAUCAAUCAGAAGGAGAUGCGAAAACUAUAGCUUGUGUGCAGGCUCUUUUGUCGAACAAGGGCCCAAAAAACCUUCCUGACAUUGAGUGGGUUGCUCUGAUUGGACAAUCCGUUGCAAUUGCAGCAGCACAAUCUGGAGCGGUUGGUUCUGAAAACUCGCUUGAAGCUGCAUGGCAAGCUGAAGCUGAGAGCCUCAAGUCCAUCUUAACUGGAGCUCCUCCUAGUAAGCUUGGUAGAAUUUCUUUGGUUGACACGAUUGCUAAGCAGAUACGAAAACGGAUGAAAGUGCGUGUUCCUAAUCUAUUGACUGGCCUUCAGGGUAAAUCCCAGAUGGUCAAGGAUGAACUGGCAAGGCUGGGAGAAUCUAUGGUACAAAGUGCUGAAGGAACCCGAGCAGUUGCGCUGGAGCUGUGUCGGGAAUUCGAAGACAAGUUUCUUGCUCAUAUUACUUCUGGUGAGGGGUCUGGUUGGAAAAUUGUCGCAAGUUUCGAAGGAAAGUUUCCAGAUAGAAUUAAACAGCUACCACUGGAUAGACAUUUUGAUCUCAACAAUGUCAAAAGGAUUGUCCUGGAAGCCGACGGUUAUCAACCAUACUUGAUAUCUCCGGAGAAAGGGUUGAGGUCAUUAAUAAAAAUAGUACUAGAAAUGGCAAAGGAGCCAUCACGAUUAUGUGUUGAAGAGGUACAUCGUGUAUUGAUGGACAUAGUCAAUGCUUCUGCCAACGCCACACCAGGGCUUGGAAGAUAUCCUCCAUUCAAGCGCGAGGUCAUUGCAAUAGCAUCAAGUGCAUUGGAUAACUUCAAAAAUGAUGCCAAGAAGAUGGUAGUUGCUCUUGUUGAUAUGGAGCGUGCCUUUGUUCCUCCUCAACAUUUCAUCCGGCUAGUACAAAGAAGAAUGGAGAGGCAGCGUCGUGAGGACGAGAUGAAAAAUCGACCUUCCAAGAAAGGACAAGAGGCGGAACAAUCCAUGACAAACCGGGCCUCCAGUCCCCAAACAAAAUCUGAGCAAGCUAGUGGCAAAUCAACAAAAGAAAAAUCAAGUCCGCAAGACAAAGACACGAAGGAGGGACCAAAUUUGCAGGUUGCUGGUCCAGCUGGUGAAAUUACUGCAGGUUACCUUUUGAAGAAAAGUGCAAAAACUAACGGGUGGAGCAGAAGGUGGUUUGUCCUAAAUGAGAAGAGUGGAAAGCUUGGAUACACAAAGAAGCAAGAGGAACGGCAUUUUCGUGGUGUCAUCACUCUUGAGGAAUGCAACCUUGAGGAAGUAGAGGAGGAAGAACCUUCUAAAAGCUUAAAGGAUUCAAAAAAGGCUAAUGGACCUGAAAAAGGCCCAAGUCUUGUCUUUAAGAUAACUAACAGGGUCGCCUACAAGACAGUGCUUAAAGCUCAUAGCGCUGUUGUAUUGAAAGCUGAGAGCAUUGCUGACAAGGUUGAGUGGGUAAAUAAGAUAAAAGCUGUAAUUCAGAGCAAAGGUGGUUCGUUCAAGGCUGCAGAUGCCGAUGGUGGUCCUCUGAAGCAAGGCCAGCCAGAAGGCUCCGUCAAGGACGCAAUGGUGCGGAGACCAGCUGAUCCUGAAGAAGAACUUAGAUGGAUGUCUCAAGAAGUUCGCGGUUAUGUUGAGGCUGUUUUAAAUAGCCUAGCAGCAAAUGUCCCUAAGGCUAUUGUGCUUUGCCAAGUGGAGAAGGCAAAGGAAGAUAUGCUGAACCAGCUAUACACCUCAAUAAGUGGACAAAGCAAUGCAAAAAUUGAAGAACUUCUGCAAGAAGACCACAAUGCUAAACGUAGAAGAGAAAAGUUCCAAAAACAGUCUUCUCUGCUGUCAAAGCUCACACGCCAACUCAGCAUACAUGACAAUCGAGCUGCUGUUUCCUCUUACUCAAAUGACAGUCCUGAAGCUGGGAGCCCACGGACACCGAGCCGCCCUGGUGAGGACUGGAGGUCGGCCUUUGACUCUGCAGCAAAUGGCCCUGCUGCUGCUGAAUCAAGGUCGAGAAGUGCUGAUGGUCGCAGUCGGCGCCCUGAAAAUGGAGAUGCGAGCCGACGCACACCAAACCGGAUGCCACCAGCGCCACCAAGAUACUAAUCGUGCUGAUUAGUAUAAAUGCAAACCAUGUCUUCUUGCUAGGCACACGUCCUAUUUCUGAUUAUUGGGGGAGAUUGGAAUAGCGGAUUUGUUGAUUGGACGAUAGAGUGAGCGCUAGCUUGGUGGAGAGAUUGCAUGAACGGCUUGUAUGCGCGGGGGGCCUUGAGUUGUUUAUAGAAGAAAUAUAUAUAGUGAAUCUGUUAUCUCUAUUGGUUCAUUAUCAUUUUGGCAUAUUGAUAUCUGAUGACUGAUGCUGUUUCUUUCUAUAGGUUUUUGUGGAUCUUGA